Molecule: messenger RNA, 781 nt
Organism: Colletotrichum destructivum
Lineage: Eukaryota; Fungi; Ascomycota; Sordariomycetes; Glomerellales; Glomerellaceae
Exons: 2
Coding region: 122-454 (110 amino acids)
Biological process (GO): mRNA splicing, via spliceosome
Cellular component (GO): U2 snRNP; precatalytic spliceosome; catalytic step 2 spliceosome
Source: RefSeq, a predicted model, not a curated record
CAAGGCUGACCUGCGCGAACUUCUUUCUACAAGUUCGCGCUGCUAAAACCUGCGACCGUCAUCCCAGACGGCUUGAAGAAUCUCAGCAGCCAAACCACACAUUUUUCGUACUCCGCCCAGCAUGUCGCGCCAUCAUCCUGAUCUCGUCAUGUGCCGCAAGCAGGCCGGCAUCGCCAUCGGCCGCCUCUGCGACAAGUGCGACGGCAAGUGCCCCGUGUGCGACUCCUACGUGCGGCCAACGACUCUCGUUCGCAUCUGCGACGAAUGCUCCUUCGGCAACUACCAGAACAAGUGCGUUGUCUGCGGCGGCGAGGGCAUCUCUGACGCCUUCUACUGCUUCGAGUGCACGCGCCUCGAGAAGGACCGUGACGGCUGUCCCAAGAUCAUAAACCUCGGCAGUUCCAGGACCGACCUGUUCUACCAGAAAAAGACCAAUCGGACGGCGACGUACUAGUCCCUGCGUCGCCCGGGUAUGGGCACCAAACCCCGUGUUGGGUUUUUGAUGAGAAGGAUACGGACAUGAUGUUUGCGGGAGUGGGUUUUGCAUUGUCUGGCGUUUAGGGCGUCCAGAUUUACAGAUCGAGCAGGGAAAUUCCAUGGCCGCCUUGGCGGCAGUUCAAAAAUGGAUGGCAUUCACAAAUAAUUGCGGCGAUUCGCUGUAAUUAUGCAUCAGUAUGGCAACAAUUUAAAAACCUGUCACUAUCACAUGCAGUUGCGGCCAUUGUCCAUCCAAAUUCGUAUAAUAUACAGUGAAAGUCACAGCUAGCCGGUACCCCGUCGU